GUAAGUUGUGGGAAUUGAAAUAAGUGCUACCACUUCAAUUUAAUUGAAGUAAUAAGUUGUAGUAUUAUAUUGUAGUUUUCAAUAAUUAUAUUCCGUCGUCGUCAUGGCUACCACCACACCAACUCAGUUGGUGAAUGGAACAAUAAUGCUCAUAGCUUUAAUGGCGUCCCUCCAUCUCACAGUGGGACAGAUCGGAGUUUACUAUGGAAGAAACGGCGACAAUCUGCCACCUCCGGCAGCGGUGGUGGGCUUAUACAAGCGAAACAACAUCCAAAGAAUGCGAAUUUAUGAACCACACCACCCAACCCUCGACGCCCUCCGAGGCUCCAACAUCGAGCUCACCAUGAGCGUCCCCAACAUUAACGACCUCCAGUACGUCGCCGCCAGCCAAGUCAACGCCAACCAGUGGGUCCAGGUCAACGUCUGCAACUACUUCCCCGCCGUCAAAAUCAAACACAUCGUCGUCGGCAACGAAAUCUCCCCCAUCAAGAACAGCCAGUACACCUCUUUCGUACUCCCCGCUUUGCGCAACGUACAGACCGCCAUCACCGCCGCCGGCCUCUCCCCGCAGAUCAAAGUCACCACCGGCGUCGACACCGGCGUUCUGGGAAACUCCUUUCCUCCCCAGAACAGCACUUUCCGGCCCGACGUCGUCCGGUACUUGGCGCCCAUCAUACAGUUUUUGUCGGAUAAUGGGUCGCCGUUAUUCGUCAGCAUAUACCCGUACUUCUCUUACGUCGAAAACCCCGGCAAGAUCAACCUCCAGUACGCUCUGCUUCAGCCGAACAGAGGCGUCGUUGCCGGCGGCGUUUACUACGACAAUCUUUACUACGCGCUUGUCGAUGCCAUGUAUGCGGCGAUGGAGAAGGUUCUAAAUGUUGCGGGGACAGCGUCGUCUUCCCCGUUAUACGGCGAUGUGAAGGCCGGCGGGAAGUACGUUCCGGCGGUGAAGGGAGGAGAGUCGGGGUGGCCGAGUAACGGCGGUGGAGGGCCACACUACUCGCCGACUGGGAACGCCGGAGCGCCGUCCCCGGCAAAUGCUGACAAUGCAAUGACAUAUAACAAUAAUUUGGUUCAGAUUGUGAAGAAGGGAACGCCCAAAAGACCAAACCAGCCAAUUGAGACUUACAUAUUUGCUAUGUUUGAUGAAGAUCUCAAACAGCCUCCGGGCAUUGAGCAGCAUUUUGGUCUCUUUAGUCCAAGAGCCUUCCUCAAGUACCCAAUGAAUUUUAACUAAUUGACUUCCUCUAGUUGUUAAUUUACUUCAAUAAAUACCUCGUACCCUUCUUAAUUGGAAUAAUACUACGUAAUUAAGGAGUGUGUAAUGACCAUGUUUACUUUAAGCUCCAAAUAGAAUGUUAUUGGUUGUAACAUUACUUCUUAUUAUUUUAUGUAUUAGUAAGGGUAUGUUUGUCACAACUAACUGAAAAGAUAUUUUUGUGAGCUUUUUAAUAACUACUAGCUUUUAG
This is a messenger RNA of Cuscuta europaea, 1469 nucleotides long. The record is from the annotation of a GenBank genome assembly. Lineage: Eukaryota; Viridiplantae; Streptophyta; Magnoliopsida; Solanales; Convolvulaceae.